Molecule: messenger RNA, 7239 nt
Organism: Bubalus bubalis (water buffalo)
Lineage: Eukaryota; Metazoa; Chordata; Mammalia; Artiodactyla; Bovidae
Gene: ZNF180
Product: zinc finger protein 180
Exons: 5
Coding region: 1202-3193 (663 amino acids)
Biological process (GO): negative regulation of transcription by RNA polymerase II
Molecular function (GO): DNA-binding transcription repressor activity, RNA polymerase II-specific; RNA polymerase II cis-regulatory region sequence-specific DNA binding
Source: RefSeq, a predicted model, not a curated record
AUUGUGGUAAAAGUCACAUAAUUUAAAACAUACUAUCUUAACCAUAUUUAACCAUACAGUUCAGUGGCACUAAGUGCAUUGAUAUUAUUGUGAAAAUCUCAGCGUCUUCCAUGUCCCGAAUUUUUCACCUUCCUAAACUGAAACUGUCCCCAUCCCAUGUUUCUACCAAUGUACUUUGCAGAGUCAGACUUCUUGAACUCAAAUACUAAUUCUGCCCUUACAGUACAACCUGUUACUUAAUAUUACUGGGCUUCAGUUUCAUUUUUUGUAAAAGGGAGUAUCUGGUUUAAAAUACCGGUAAGGAAGAGAUGAAAAUUACUAUCUGUAGAUGACUGGCUCACUGGAGAAGCCAGGAAAAUAAAAUGGAAUACUAUGAGAAUUCAGAACAUUUCAGUAGGUUAACCAGAUACAAAAUAAAUACUUAAAAAAUCAACCACAAUAACCAGCUAUAAGAAACUUGGGGGGGGGGGGGGUAGAGAUUACAUUUCAAACGGCAAUAAUUUUUUGUUGUUAAAGUCAGAUUUACGUGAGGAAAACUACAGUUUCUUGAUAGUAUUAAAGGAGAAAGCUUAAAAAUAAAGCUGUAUGAAAACACGUUUCCAACCGCAUCCCGUUUUCACUGUCACUCCUGAACGUCUAGCCGAGCCCAGGGCCGGCCUUUCCCAAGACAGCCACUUCCCACGCAUCGGUCUUUUGGCCUCCAUUUCCUAGUCUCAACGCCGCCAAAAACUUGGACCGCACACUCUCACCCCUCAGCCGCUAAUUCAGUUUUCACUCCUGGUUCUUGUGUGGCCACCUCCCGAGUCCACCCCGGGUAUGAAGCUGGAAACACCGCCCAAUCACCGGCCGCACCGCCGAGGCUUCUGGGAAUUGUAGUUCUGGCUCGCAGAGUCCAAACGCACUUCCGGGUUCGGGCAGAAGUGCAGCCAUUGUCCCGUGCGCGGACGCUUGCAAUCUCCGUGCACCUCGGACCUUCGGCGGUUAAGCCGAGCGGCCUUGUGGAUGCCGACUAAGGGAGGGGAUAGAACUAGGUUAAGCCUAGUCUGUCGUGUGCAGAGUCGUGGUAGAGAAUUGCCUAGCCGAGCUCGUCUUGCCGCAGAGCAGUGGUGGGCACUGAAGCUGUGACAGGCCCUGCCUGGACCUGGAGCUGGUGGACGCUCAGCUCAGGAUCUCAGGUCCCUGCCUGUGCCUGGAGGAGAGCAUGGAAGAGCAGGAUGAGAAGCCCCAAGGGUCCCUGAAGGCCUGCGUGCAGGACUCUCUCCUUCCUCAGGAGAUUAUCAUCAAGGUUGAGGGAGAAGAUGCCCGGUCACUGGCCGUCCCAUCCCAGGAGGGAGUGAACUUCAAAGUAGUGACUGUGGACUUCACUCAGGAAGAAGAAGGCACUUUGAGCUCUGCUCAGAGGACCCUGGACAGAGAUGUGAUCCUGGAAAACCACAGGGACUCUUGGGACUCGGCAGCUGCACUUGGAAGAAGAGAAUCAAGAUUGAAGCAGAGGAUUUUUGAUGACAAACUAUCCCAUAGCGUGAAGAUAGAAAAGUUGACAAGAGAUGAUCCUUGGUUAUCUUUAUGUGAAGAAUUUCAAGAUUGUAAGGAGCUGUUGGAGAAGCAACAGGAAAAACAAGAGAGACUUUUGAAGGAAGAAACAUUUACUCACAGGAAAGCCAUUACUCAUGAGAGAGACUGCAAAAAUGAUAGCCCUGAGGAGAAGGCUGGUCUGAAUUCCAAUCUUCUUUCAUCACAGAUGAUACCCAUAAGAAACCAUUUUCAUAAACAUGCUUCACGUGUUAAAAAAUUACAUUAUAAUUCUAUGUUAAACACUCAUCAGAUGAUUACUGAUACUGAGAAACUCUGUGAAAAUAAUGAAUUUGGAAACCUCCGCCAGAGUAUUCAUUUUAUUCAGUUUACAAGAACUCAAACAGAAGAUAAAUCCUAUGGAUUUAGUGACAGUAUUCGACCUUUUAACCAUGGUACACCCUUAAAUAUACAUGAGAAAAUACAUGCACAAGGAAGAUCCUUUGAUUUUAAGGAAUGUGGGCAAAUUUUGAACCACGGCAUGUCCCAUAACGAACAACAGAGAAACUCCAUUGGAGAGAGUCAGUAUAAAUGUCGUAAGACCUCCCAGAGUUCAUCCCUUGCUCAAAACAUGAGAAAUCAUCCUGAAGAGAAGCCCUUUGAAUGUAAUCAGUGUGGGAAAUCCUUUAGUUGGAGCUCUCAUCUUGUUGCACAUCAGAGAACUCAUACAGGGGAAAAACCUUAUGAAUGUAACGAAUGUGGGAAAUCAUUCAGCCGCAGCUCUCACCUUGUUUCCCAUCAAAGAACUCAUACUGGAGAGAAACCUUAUAGAUGUAAUCAGUGUGGGAAAUCCUUUAGCCAGAGCUAUGUCCUUGUUGUGCAUCAGAGAACUCAUACUGGAGAGAAGCCUUAUGAGUGCAAUCAGUGUGGAAAAUCAUUCAGACAGAGCUACAAACUUAUUGCACAUCAAAGAACUCAUACUGGAGAGAAGCCCUAUGAAUGUAAUCAAUGUGGGAAAUCAUUUAUCCAGAGCUAUAAACUUAUUGCCCAUCAAAGAAUUCAUACUGGAGAAAAGCCCUAUGAAUGCAAUCAAUGUGGAAAGUCUUUUAGUCAAAGUUACAAACUUGUUGCCCACCAGAGAACUCACACAGGAGAAAAACCCUUUGAAUGUAAUCAGUGUGGAAAAUCCUUCAGCUGGAGCUCUCAACUUGUUGCACACCAAAGAACUCACACUGGAGAGAAACCCUACGAAUGUAAUGAGUGUGGGAAAUCUUUCAACCGCAGUUCUCACCUUGUUAUGCAUCAGAGAACUCAUACUGGAGAAAAACCCUAUGAAUGUAAUCAGUGUGGUAAGUCCUUCAGCCAGAGUUAUGUCCUUGUUGUACAUCAGAGAACUCACACUGGAGAAAAGCCCUAUGAGUGCAGUCAGUGUGGAAAAUCCUUCAGGCAGAGUUCAUGCCUUACUCAACAUCAGAGAACUCAUACUGGAGAGAAACCCUAUGAAUGUAAUCAGUGUGGAAAAACAUUCAGCUUGAGUGCUCGACUUAUUGUACAUCAAAGAACUCAUACUGGAGAGAAACCCUUUACGUGUAAUCAGUGUGGGAAAGCUUUCAUUAAUAGUUCUAAACUUAUUAGACAUCAGGCAACUCAUACAGAAGAGAAACCCUAUGGAUGUAACUAGCCUGGAAAUCUUUCAGCAGAGUAUAUGCCUUCCUCCUUGCCUCCCUUUCUCCCUUGCUCUUUCCCUUUCUCCCUUCAGCCCCUCAUUCCCUUGUUCCCUCCUUCCAUUCCUCCAGGAUUACAUGUAUUGGAAAGAACAAGCAUGAAAAUAGUGUGUGUGGAAAAAAAGCUUUCCAUUAGCUGUCUGUUCAACUGUGUAUCUGAAAACUCUUUCUGGAGAAGAAAGAAAAAGUAUGAAUCAUGUAUUUUACUUAGCAAUUCCAUGUUUUUAAAAAAUCAAACUUGACCCUUGUUAAACAUUCCCACGAGAGUGAUAACUCUUGGCACUUUUCCUUGCAGAAAGCACUUCGACCUGAAUUUGAAAGAAUUAUCAUUAAAUGGGCAAUAUGCUGUGGAGUGAUUGCCAGUGAGGUAGACCUAUUUUCCAAUAAAGAAUAAAUGAGAGGGGACAUAUAUACACCUAUGACUGAUUCAUGUUGAUAUAUGGCAGAAACUAACACAAUAUUGUAAAGCAAUUAUCCUGCAAUUAAAAAAAAGAUAGUAAAUCUAAAGAGAAUAAAGCUGUGGCACCUAAAAAAAAAAAAAGGAAUAAAAGAAUGUUAAUACUGGUCAGCUUGUUGAAAACGUUGGGAAAUUGCUGUAGUUGUUGCUAACCACCCCAGUAUUCUUUCCUGGAGAAUUCCGUGGACAGAGGAGCCUGGUGGAGUACAGUCCAUGGGGUUGCAAAAGAGUUGGACAUGACUGAGGUGACUUAGCACACAGCACGUUAGAACUUAGACUGGAAAACAGAAUUUCAGUGCAUCAUUUUCCAACCUGAUUUCUCCAGCACUACUUGGUAAUUUGUUUCAUAAGUACUUUCUCUUAUCUGUAAAGAUUUUGUAAGGAAAAAAAAAAAAAGAAAGAAAAGGAAAUGGCUAUGAUGUGAACUGAAAAUUGCAGGGCAAGAGUAUAGAACAUUCAUUUCUAGACUCAGGAAAAGAUAUAUUUGUGCUUGGAUCAGAAUCUAAAGGGAUUCUAGGUGUAUCUGUUUUAAUUUUAGAUUUAUACUUGAUUUUCUUUUGUUUUGUUUUUUUGGACUGUGUGCUUUUUUUAUAAUACUAAUGAAUGAUAUGAGGAAUGAUUAGUCCAAAAAUACAAAAAUACCCAUUUCCUUUGACCAUUUAGCCAGAGAGCAGAGAUCCCUCAUGUAUCUGAGAGUUCAUUUGGAUUAGCAUGAACAGGUCACUCCUUAGGACCUAGAUUCCCAGGAAUAUUCCUUAUUGAAAAUAAAAUAUUUCAGGCUUCUGUGGUGGCUCAGUGGUGAAUAAUCGACCUGCUAAUGCAGGAGACAUGGGUUCCAUCCCUGAUCCAGGAAGAUCCCAUGUGCCAAGGAGCAACUAAGCCUAUGUACCACAACUAUUGAGCCUAUGCUCUAGAGCUUAGGAACUGCAGCUGUUGAGCCAUAUAUCCUAGAACCUGUGCUCAGCAACAAGAGAAGCCACCACAAUGAGAAGCUCACACACCACAGCUAGAGAGUAGCCCCCACUCUCUGCAACUAGAGAAAAGCCCAUGUAGCAACGAAGACCCAGCACAGUCAAAAAUAAAUAAAAUCAGAACUUAAAUAUUUUCCUGGCAAUGUGGAACUGGAAAUUUUUGCCAGAGAAUUAAAUGAGAAUUCAUGGGUAGUAUGGAAGGCAAAUGAGUUUGUUUGUUUGUUUGUUUUCUUUUAAACCCAUUUUAUCCAAAGCAGUAUAAAAGAGCUCUGUUUUUUAAGGUUUUUUUUCUUUUUUCUUUUUCUCUCCUCAUGUAGUAUUAUCUUUUUAGCCUCCAAGAUACGUUCCCUAAUUCGAGAAUCCUCUGAGUGGGAAGAUAUUGCCUUGGCUAAGUGCUCACCACCUAAAUUAAGUUCACAAGAAUGCUUUUAGUGAGGUAAUAAUUGUAGUUUCUCAUUGGGUUUGUGUGUGUGUGUGUGUGUGUGUGUGUGUGUGUGUGUGUGCUUUUAAGAUUUGGUUCACAAAUCUUUCUAGCCCUUGCCCCUAAAUCAUGAAUUCUAAUCCUAUGGAUUAUCAUGGACCUGAAAACUCUGAUCCUGGAGAGUUACUGAAAAAUAAACAGUUGAACUGAGAGAGCACAGAAUAGAGGUAAAUUCCCUGAAGAAACAAAAAGCUAACAUGACAUCUGAUAGAGAUUUGUUGUUUAGUGUCCAACUCUUUUGCGACCCCAUGGACUGUAGCCCACCAGGCUCCUCUGUCCAUGAGAUUUUCCAGGCAAGAAUACUGGAGUGGGUUGCCAUUUCCUUCUCAGGGAACCUUCCUGACCCAAGGAUGAAACCUUGGUCUCCUGCAUUGCAAGCAGAAUCUUUGCCACUGAGCCCACAGGGAAGCCCUGAUAGGGGUUCCCCAUAGUAAAAUCUGUCCGCAUGAGAUGACCCUAAGUGUUUUUAAUGAGGAUUAAUCCAGAGAGUGCAGCACACCUGGCAGUGACUGAAGUUCUGGGGGAACAGUUGUUGAUGACUGGAAAACUGGCUCCCCACCCCAGGAGAAUCUUCAGUCAGUCCAUGAUUGCAUAGGUAGAGGAACAGAAGGGGUUCUCCAUGCACUGCAGUUUUAGUGCAUGUGAUAGUGAAAACUCUAAUAAUGGGAUCUGGUUAGGCUUCUUUUUCUCCAAGUUAUAGAUAAAGCAAGUAGAUGAUUUUCACUGGGCAUGUUGAAUCUUAUUUUGAAGGCAAGGAAACAGGAUUGUACAAAUAAGUAUAAAACCAACCGGGCUAAGAAAGCUCUGAAGAUUCAAGUUUGGGAAGGGAUUUAUUCCAAAGUGAUCUCUUUAGUGAAUAUUUAAAAUAUUUCAUUGAAAAUAUAAAAAAAAACUGCCAAGAAAUUUUAAGUGAGUAUUGUUUGUGUGUUCCUGGGUCAGGUUGAAUACGUGGGUCAUCUGUGUGCACUAAGUCAUACGUCAGUUCCUAGGUGGUGAACUAUGGUUGCCAAGUGUUUUGAAGUAAGAUAGAUCCAAUAGAUAAACAAAAAUGUUCAUUUCUCUUAUUUGCUCAUUUAUUUCCCUUUGUAGAAAAGGCAUUCUUCUAAAAAAAAUAGUCAAAAGAAUGAAGAGACAUUAAAGUGACAGCAUAUCAAAAAUACGUAAUUAAACUUCUGAACCUAAUAUGUAGGGUUAAAAAAGGGAGUCAGUAAUUGUAUUUUAGUGACACACAUAUGACACAUUUAAAAUGACAUACAUCCCUUGCAUAAAAAUUUUUGUAACAUUCACAAAAAUAAAAUUAUACUUUGCAACUUCCCUGGGUGGUACAGUGGAUAGGAAUCAGCCUGCCAAUGCAGGAGACAUGGAUUUGAUCCCUGGUCCAGGAAGAUUCCACAUGCCUUGAAACAACUAAGCCUGUACAACACAGCUGCUAAAGCCUGAGCACUCUAGAGCCUGUGCUCCACAAUAUAGGAGAAGCUACCUCAAUGGAGAAACCCAUGCACCACAACUGGAGAGUUGCCUCCACUCUCUGUAACUAGAGAAAACCCACAGCCCACACACAGCAACAAAGACCUAGUGUAACAACAACAACAACAAAAGAUCAUACUUGGACAUAGAAAUACGCAUAGUUAUUUUACAGGCCAAAUUUCUUUCACCAUACUCUAGUAAAAUUAGAAAUAGAUGAAGAGUGGCCAGAUGUUUUUAUGUAUUUAUUACUUUGGCCACAAAGCACAGCUUGUAGGAUCUUAGUUCCCUGACUAGGGAUUGAACCCCAGCCCUAGCAGUGAAAGUGCCAAGUGCUAACCACUAGACUGCCAGGGAAUUUCCCAGAAUGUUUUUAAACACAUGGAUGUUAAGGGAUACUCUCCUAGAACCAAGUUUUUAAAACACUAGAGUGAUAGGCAUAUAUAAAAUUUUACAUGUAAACUACAUAUAGUAUAUAUAAAAUAUGUAUCAGUAAAUCUUAUAAACUGUUAUAAAUUACAUAUUAUAAAAUAUUUACAUAUAUCUGUGUGCUCAGUCACUUCAGUCAUGUCCCAACUUUUUGCAACCCUGUGGACUGUAGCCUGCCAGGCUCUUCUGUUCAUGGAAUUU